AUGUGCAAGGUUUCGGCCAUGCGUUUUGUGCAGCAGCAGCUUCCGGCGGUAGUUGUACCUCAAGUGUAUGCUUAUGAGGGACCCGGAUCAUCACUGGCUAUCGAUGCUGGCGCAAGCUAUAUGCUUUUAGAGAGUUUCUACGGGAAUACCUUACAGGAUACUGCUUUUGAUAUUUGCAGCUCCAUCCCUUCCAUCACUGAGGCCGGAGAGCCUGUUACUGAGAAGUUGUCUAUCGCGGCCUCCGAGGGACUUGUCCCUCCCGGGCCUUUCUUUGAUACCAGCGAGUAA
Molecule: messenger RNA, 288 nt
Organism: Penicillium vulpinum
Lineage: Eukaryota; Fungi; Ascomycota; Eurotiomycetes; Eurotiales; Aspergillaceae
Exons: 2
Coding region: 1-288 (95 amino acids)
Source: RefSeq, a predicted model, not a curated record